GCGCCCCCGUCGCGGCGCGCUCGGGCGGAAGUGAGGUCGGCGGCUCCGGUGGCUGCGCAGCGUCGGCGGGGAGCGCGGGCUGCGGAGAGGCGGGCCGGGCCAAGCGGAGCCGAGCGAGCGGGAGCGCGGCGUCCGGGAGGUGGCGGAGACGCGGGGCUCGGAGGGUCAGCCUCUUAUCGUAGCAGGUCUCCUCGGCGCGCUCCCCUUGUUUCGCCCCACGGCCAAGCCCGCCGCGGGCCGGCGUGCGCUGGUCACUGAGGCCCAGGUCGCCGCCGCGGCGCGUUUUUGAAAUCAUGAAUCCUGUUUAUAGUCCUGGAUCUUCUGGGGUUCCCUAUGCAAAUGCCAAAGGAAUUGGUUAUCCAGCUGGUUUUCCCAUGGGCUAUGCAGCAGCAGCUCCUGCCUAUUCUCCUAACAUGUAUCCUGGAGCGAAUCCUACCUUCCAAACAGGUUACACUCCUGGCACACCUUACAAAGUGUCCUGUUCCCCCACCAGCGGGGCCGUGCCGCCGUACUCCUCCUCCCCGAACCCCUACCAGACUGCCGUGUACCCUGUGCGAAGUGCCUACCCCCAGCAGAGCCCAUAUGCACAGCAAGGCACGUACUACACACAGCCACUGUAUGCAGCACCUCCUCACGUCAUCCACCACACCACGGUGGUGCAGCCCAACGGCAUGCCAGCAACAGUGUACCCUGCUCCCAUCCCCCCUCCUAGAGGCAACGGGGUCACCAUGGGCAUGGUGGCUGGGACCACCAUGGCCAUGUCAGCAGGUACCCUGCUGACUGCUCACUCCCCAACUCCUGUCGCCCCCCACCCGGUCACUGUGCCCACAUACCGGGCCCCAGGAACGCCCACUUACAGCUAUGUGCCCCCUCAGUGGUGAUCACCUGCAAAUGUUUGAGGACGGAGCUGUGCAGUCACAUUAUUGGGGAUUCCACAGCUGGUGCUGCAGGCCUUGCGCCUCCAACCAGGACUUUCUUCUUAAUGCUCUCGACACUUAGCUAAACACGACUAUAUCCCGGCCCAGCAGGCCCCAGCGCCGUUAGUCUCCAGCUGACUCUGUGGGUUGGUCUUAAAGCAAAUUCUGUUUUGUGGACUGCCUGGCAAUUUUUUAGCUAACUGUAAUGAUAAAAAGGGAGUAUUAAUCUAUUCUGAAUCAUAUCUAGUUGAAUGCAUGUUUAAAAAAACAAACACAAAAAGCUUGCUCAAUCUACCUGCAGUGACUGAUGCAAAACCAUCAUAUGCAAAAUCCAAAGGAAUGGAAACGUAUUUUACAACUUGUAUCACUAAUGCACUGUUGUAAUGUAUGCAAAGUCUUAAAGUUAUAAGUGUUAAAGUGAAUUUCUUCAUAGAGCAUCUGAAAUAUCUUAGAUGAUUCUUCAACCUUUUGGGGUUGAUGUGGGUUGCCAGUUAGGGAUGUGGACAUUUUAGUUUUCAGCGACCUGUUUCUUUGGCACUGACUGUCCUGGGAGGGAGUUGCGAGGUUUGGGAGAGAGUAGGGAAGCCACAGCUGCUUGGGUGCAGCCGGUUCAUGGGCAUCCCUUUGAGUUUAGGCUUGGUGGAGUCAGUGGAACAGGGACAUGCUUAAAGCUCAUCAUGAAAGAUUAUAGUAGUGUGGCCAGUAGAAUUUGGGGCGAGGGGGGUGGUUUAUGUGUCAGCAAAGCAGUUUCUCUGCUAUCUAAAUUUUCAUUACAUUUCUCUUAGAUGAUGUUUUUAUAUAUCUUUAUUGGAAAAGUCCUAUGUAAAACUAAAUUAUUUUCCUGGGAUGGAAGAAAUGUGAAAGAGAAACAGCCAUGCUUGCAGGAGGUAUUGUCCUCUGCUUUAUUUAGCUUAGAAAAUCAUUCCAUUUUUUUUUUUUUCCUGGAGAAAUGUUUGAAUCAGCUGAAAACAGGCAUUGCUGUUUUUCCUCUACAAAGAAGGGCAAAGGUUUCAGCUGUAUGUUAUGAAGAAAGUGGUAUAUUUAAGAAUGAGUUAAAAGGGAACAAAACUUUAUUUAAAAUUCCUCCAAUUUCUUGUAGAAAGGCAGGGCCGUAGAUAUGUCUGGAAAUGUAGAAACCUGUAGCUGCUUCUGGGAUCACCCACCUGAUGGUGGUGACUUGUCUGCUGAGGCCGGCUGGAGGGGACGCUUAGAGGUGGGGCGAGGGGGAGGCCUGUGUCUGUUAUCUGCGAGCCUCUCCUGCCAUCUCUUUUGCAGCUGAGGGCACUUGGCACAAAGCAAGCACAGAGAGCAGAGAGGGCCAGGCAGUGCUGGAGUGCAUUUGCUGGCAGGGUUUAUUGUGGGAGAGGAAUUUGAGUUUAGAAUCUGAAUCUUGUGCAUAAGAAAUCAAGAGGCUUCCCUCCACCCCGCCCCCAAAAUAUGCCCGCCCUCUAUCCAUGAGAGUGCGUGUUGGUUCUCAGUGAGGGUCAGAGUGGGGGUGGGGGAUGUAAGGCCUGGGUCCCUUUCAGCGGCCUCUAGGGCAGAAGCGUGCAUCUUCUUCCCAGUGCAGUGGUGUUUUGAGUGCUGUGGGCUCUGGUGGGGAGGGGCUCUGCUCCUCUUCUUUUGCUGGUAGCUGGGUCAGGGCAAUGGCGCCCAGUGAGGAUGCCCACUAGCAUUCUGCCCCAGUUGGUUGGUGGGGGGACACCUGACCACUGAGCCUUUGGUAACCUUAUUUUUUAUAGUAAGUACUCCUCAUAAUUUUCUUUUUCACAUUUUAUAAGAAGUUUAGGAAUAUUUUUGCAUGGAUCAUUGUAAACAGCAGAUUCUUUAUUCCUGAUGUCUAUUAACAUAGAAUGUUUACUGGUAAGUACUUUAAAUUGCUUCAUGAGCACUUAAUCCAUCUUAGUGUCUAUGUGUGGGGGCAGACAUUUACUGCAGGCACACAGUUUGUGCCCCUUUCUUCAAGUCUCUGUUGGUAAUUCCAUCUGUUUAGUGGAUGGUUGGCAGGAUUAGUAGGUUCUAAGAGUUCCAGGGGUUCAGCUGACCAAGUAGCAGAGAAGUCUUUUUUCCCAAUUGAGUGCUAAUAAAUUAGGAUAAAAUACUCACAAUGUUAGUAUGUGCUUUUAAAAAGCCCCACACAACAAAAUGGAAACAUACAUGCACAACUCCUGUGAGGGCUGGAGUCUCGGGGUUCAGGAGGAGGUUAGAAGUUACAGGCAUCUCUUCAGGCGUGCUUGGUACUUGGCACACACAGGAUGGUGUUUUAAAGAGUGGGCUGCACCCCCCACACACCAUUUACAUCAGCUUCAUAAACACUUUUCUUCCUCCCUAUAACUUAACCUUUUUUCCCUUUUUUGAAGAUGAGAGGCUUUAUGAAAUAAGUUGGCAUUGCACGUCCAUGCAGAAAUCUUUCUGACUUUGAAACUUUCAGGACAUCAGCUGUCAGAUAUGAAAGGUAGAUAUCAGGUAAGAAUCUGGACUUAGGGAAUAGUCACAAAACUGUCAUAGGUUGUAAUUUUAUCAGCAUUCACUUCUAGUAAAGUUAAUUAAGAAAUAGAACUUGGGUCAAAAUUCUGUUACAAAGCUGCAUAAUUUGUCCCGAAGCAUAUGGUGGAGCAUUCUGAGAAAUUUGCUUUUUGUGUGUUUGACAUUCCUAAUUUGGGAGUCCUUCAGCUGAAUUACUGUUCUUUUAGAAGUUGAGACAGGCAAGCAAAGGACCUAGUUCAUGUAAACAUGGACAUCAUGAUGGCUAUUGAAAAAAUAUUUGUUCUACACCUUCUCCCCUGAGGCUUGGGAGUGUGUUCAGCUGCUGCAGUUUCUCUGCUCAUGGAAUUCUUGUUUGGAUCUGUGCUGGGGGCUGAGCAUUUAGUGUGAGCCAGUGACCCAUGAACUUGCCGCUCUGACUUCCAGAACCUUUUAUGUCUCUCGUGAGCCAUCUGUUAAGAACAUUCUUCUUGGUGUGGUUUGUAGGCCUACCUGUCGCUAUUCUGGGAAACCGUCUUGAGUGCUAUGCAAAUGUGUUCACAGGAGAUGGGGGUGGUCCUGAGCCUUGGGGUGGGCGCCUGGUCAGUGAGUGUCCUGCCCUUCCCCAACUGGGCAUACAGUACCUUGCUCUUUCUGGUGGCAUUAUCUGGCUGUGAUGAAUGAGGUCUAGGAAAUAAUUUGCAUGUGUCUUGGGGACACGACAGUAACGAGAGGAAAUACAUUAUCACAGCAACUUGCAACGUACUAAUACCUGUCAGUGUUGGCUCCCGUAAGGUAUAUAAGGCACCUGUGAAUGCCAGUGAGUGCUGGUGAAAGGCCAACAUGUACCAGUUAUGUAAGUACUGGUGUCUGCUUUAAAAAAGGAGACCCAGACUUCACCUGUCCUUUUUAAACAUUUGAGAACAGUAUUACUCUAAGCAGUUGGGCCGCCUUCACCUCUUCGACAGCUGACUGUUGGAUGUGUCCAUUGUCGCCAGUUUGGCUGUUGCCCAGACAGGACAGGACAGGACCUCCACUGGGCGCAGCAGCAGGUGGCAGGGGUGUGGCUUGAGGUGGGUGGCAGUGUCUGGUCCUCCUCUCUGGUGCUGAGAGGGUUUCUCAAGCAGUGUGUGGUUGGCCUGGGGAAGGCAGAGCACGUAUUUCUCCCCUCUAGUACCUCUGCAUUUGUGAGUCUUCCCUCUGGGCCUUCUGAAGGGCAGCAGACUCUUGAGUAUACUGCAGAGGACAUGCUCUAUCAGUAGGUCCUGAGGGCUCCAGGGGCUCAACUGACCAAGUAACACAGAAGUGGGGGUGUGUAGCCUACUUGGGUAGGAAACUGCAUGUUUCAGAAAGUCUGUCUCGUUUUCCUACUCAUUAUUUGAAGAAUAGAGAGCCGGUGGGGAUAGCCUUAUUUUGCUCCACAGGACUCAAGUGAUGUCACUUGGGAAGGGGAGACAGAGGAUGAGCGGCGUCUAUGUAGGGACCCCAGGCCUGCAGAAGGGUGGUGUGCUCCCAGGACUGGCAUGACAGGUGUCUCCUCCUCACCACAGGCUGUGCCCAUGAGUCCCUGGGCAGACCAGUGGGCAAGGCAGCUGGGCCAGAUCUCAGGCCAGCCGUUAGUGCUCCUAGCAGGGUUGCUGUGCUGGCCACACAGAGAGGCCCUAGAGAGCCUCAUGGAUUGUAACUAAAGAAGAAACGGUUCCUUUUUGUUUUUUUAAAAAUGAUUUUUAAAUACCGUUUUUUACACCGUUCUCUUGGUACUUUUUUUAAGCUAAGUCAGCAUUGUCUUCCAGUGUUAAAGGCAUCCCUCACCUCUGCAUUGAACUUAACGUAUCCAUGCCAAGGAAUGGAAUUUCCAUCCUGAGCCAGUUCAAUUAGGUGUCAAUUGAUACUAUUUUAAUUUUUUAUGCAAUCUGAUGAGUAGAUGAGCUCAGAUUUAAAAAUCUCAAAAGCACGUUUAUUGUAACAAGAAUUGUUAUGUAUUAAUACUGCAGUUUUCAAUAAAGAUUGACUUGUGUUGCA
Molecule: messenger RNA, 5399 nt
Organism: Symphalangus syndactylus (siamang)
Lineage: Eukaryota; Metazoa; Chordata; Mammalia; Primates; Hylobatidae
Gene: FAM168B
Product: family with sequence similarity 168 member B
Source: RefSeq, a predicted model, not a curated record